Ricinus communis (castor bean) is the source of this 1228-nucleotide messenger RNA. RefSeq names its product leucine-rich repeat protein 1. Bases 188 to 838 code for a protein of 216 amino acids. Lineage: Eukaryota; Viridiplantae; Streptophyta; Magnoliopsida; Malpighiales; Euphorbiaceae. The transcript is spliced from 7 exons. Gene Ontology annotation, molecular function: protein binding. The record is from RefSeq and is a predicted model, not a curated record.
AUUCCCAAAGCCGAUCUUCCUCUUUCACCAUCUUAAUAAUAAUAACAACAAUAAUACAAACAAGUUGACUCUCUCUCUCUAACCUAACAUUUACUUUCUCUCCUCCUUCUCCUCCGGUCCUCCCCCUCAAUUACUGAAACCCCCAACCAACCCUAGAACACAGCACCGCUUGGCUUCUCCUUCUCAGAUGUCGGCAACCACCAGGCCGCCGUGGAAUGUUUCGACUUGCGUACCACCACUAGUUUUCUUAAUUUUGACUGUUUUUGUUUCCUUAGCUUAUGCCAACUCUGAAGGAGACGCUCUCUAUACCCUUAGAAGAAGCCUGUCUGACCCGGAUAACGUCCUCCAGAGCUGGGAUCCGACCCUUGUCAACCCUUGCACUUGGUUUCAUAUCACCUGUAACCAGGACAAUCGCGUUACUAGACUGGACUUGGGGAACUCAAACUUAUCUGGACAUCUUGUACCUGAACUUGGGAAGUUAGAGCAUUUGCAAUAUCUGGAGCUCUACAAAAACAACAUUCAAGGAAGCAUCCCUACUGAGCUGGGUAACUUGAAGAGUCUCAUCAGCUUGGAUUUAUACAACAACAACAUCUCAGGGAGCAUUCCUCCCUCAUUGGGGAAACUGAAGUCCCUAGUCUUUUUACGUCUUAAUGAUAAUCGGUUAACUGGACCAAUCCCAAGGGAGCUUGUUGGUGUUUCAAGCCUUAAAGUUGUUGAUGUCUCAAACAAUGAUUUAUGUGGAACAAUUCCUACCACCGGUCCAUUUGAGCAUAUUCCUUUGAACAAAGGUCCUAGGUUCAAACACUGGAACGUGAUGAAGGCAUUCCCAGUACUGUAAUGUGUAACCCUACUAUUGGCUUUAAACACUGGGAUGGUGAUGGAGCUUUGAGAAUAAUCCUCGACUGGAAGGUCCAGAAUUGUUGGGACUUGCGAGCUACGACACAAAUUGCUCAUGAGACCUGAAGCUGCAAACUGCAUGCUGUGUAUCAAAUCAUGUGUACUUCUACAGUUGAAAGUGAAUUACCUGACAGUGUUAAUGGGAUCAACCAAAUGCAAUCCCAUCCCUGAUAUAUAAGUAUUUGUAAAUUGCUGGAGACCUGUUAAUGCUUUUAGCAUUUGUAACUGUAUUGUUAUGCUCUACGAUCAAGACAGGAAUUUGUAUUUGGUAUAAUGUUAGCGGAGGGGGUUUACUUAACGUGUUAAUCCAAUAUAUUUUCUUUUUUCUUUC